Messenger RNA from Chelonoidis abingdonii (Abingdon island giant tortoise), 3430 nucleotides. RefSeq names its product mitogen-activated protein kinase kinase kinase 12 (gene MAP3K12). Gene Ontology annotation, molecular function: MAP kinase kinase kinase activity; ATP binding. Gene Ontology annotation, biological process: JNK cascade; protein autophosphorylation. Gene Ontology annotation, cellular component: cytoplasm. NCBI's taxonomy places the organism in Eukaryota, Metazoa, Chordata, Testudines, Testudinidae. The record is from RefSeq and is a predicted model, not a curated record.
UGCAUGGGGACGGCCGGGGAGACAGACACACAGACAAGGCCCUGUCUCCCCCAGGCCCUGCCAGGGACGCCCAUCGACCGCCAGCCCAAGGGGUGCGGGGGCUGCUGAUGCCCAGAGCCCGCCAUGGCCUGCCUCCAUGAUACCCGGACCCCCUCCCCGUCCUUCGCCAGCUUCAACACCAUCCUGACGGAGAGCUCCCUCCGUAAGCUGGACCCCGACGCCUCGGACUGCACCCCCGAGAAGGACCUGACGCCCACGCAGUGCGUGCUGCGGGAUGUGGUGCCCAUCGACGGGGGCGGCCACAGCCCCACACCCAGCGAGGAGACGCGCGACCAGUUUGCCAACAGCGUCCUGCAGCUGCACGAGCACGAGGCCGGCGGGGGAGCCGGGGCAGGGGCUGGGAACCCCGAGGUGCGGCACGCUCGUUACCACGCCGACCAGGUCCGGAUCCACUGCCAGACGGGCAGCGGCUUCCUGGAAGGGCUCUUUGGCUGCCUCAGGCCUGUCUGGACCAUGAUUGGCAAAGCCUACUCCACCGAGCACAAGCACCCGCAGGAAGACACGUGGGAGGUGCCGUUUGAGGAGAUCCUGGACCUGCAGUGGGUGGGCAGCGGGGCGCAGGGCGCUGUCUUCCUGGGGCGCUUUCAUGGUGAGGAGGUGGCGGUGAAGAAGGUGCGAGACCUCAAGGAGACGGACAUCAAACACCUGCGCAAGCUCAAACACCCCAACAUCAUCACCUUCAAGGGCGUCUGCACCCAGGCUCCUUGCUACUGCAUCAUCAUGGAGUUCUGCGCCCAGGGGCAGCUGUAUGAGGUGCUGCGAGCCGGGCGCAAGGUCACCCCCUCCCUGUUGGUCGACUGGUCCAUGGGCAUCGCAGGUGGCAUGAACUACCUGCACCUGCACAAAAUCAUCCACCGUGACCUCAAGUCACCAAACAUGCUGAUCACCUACGAUGACGUGGUAAAGAUCUCGGACUUCGGCACCUCCAAGGAGCUGAGUGAUAAGAGCACCAAGAUGUCCUUCGCUGGCACCGUGGCCUGGAUGGCCCCCGAGGUCAUUCGCAACGAGCCCGUCUCAGAAAAGGUCGACAUCUGGUCCUUCGGGGUGGUACUGUGGGAGCUGCUGACAGGCGAGAUCCCCUACAAGGACGUGGAUUCCUCGGCCAUCAUCUGGGGCGUGGGCAGCAACAGCCUGCACCUGCCUGUGCCCUCCGGCUGCCCCGACGGCUUCAAGGUCUUACUGCGCCAGUGCUGGAACAGCAAACCCCGCAACCGGCCGUCCUUCCGCCAGAUCCUGCUGCACCUGGACAUCGCCUCGGCAGAUGUGCUCUCCACGCCCCAGGAGACCUACUUCAAAUCCCAGGCCGAGUGGCGCGAGGAGGUGAAGCUGCACUUUGAGAAGAUAAAGUCGGAGGGGACGUGUCUGCAUCGGCUGGAGGAGGAGCUGAUCAACCGGCGCCGUGAUGAGCUCCGGCACGCGCUGGACAUCCGGGAGCACUACGAGCGCAAGCUGGAGCGGGCCAACAACCUCUACAUGGAGCUUAACUCUCUCAUGCUGCAGCUGGAGCUGAAGGAGAAGGAGCUGCUCAGGCGGGAGCAGGCGCUGGAGAAGAAGUACCCGGGGCUCUUCAAGCCCCAUGCAUCGCGCAGUCUCCUGCACGGCAACACGGUGGAGAAGCUCAUCAAGAAGAGGAACGUGCCCCAAAAGCUGUCGCCGCACAGCAAGCGGCCGGACAUCCUGAAGACAGAGGUGAUCCUGCCCAAACUGGACUCAGCCAUUGCCCAGGUGUCAAUACCCGCAUGCCAGAAGGGCCCCACCUCCCCGGGCCGGAGCCGCCGGGCCAAGCCGCGCUACCGCAAAGCCGGUGCCAAGGGCAGCUGUGGGGAGCUGGCAGGGCCUCGGGCCCCAGAGCCGGCGGAUGUGGGGCAGCAGCUGGAGAUCCCUGCCGCCCUGCUUGGGCUGCAGCACGACCUGCUGCGCCGGAUGUCCUCGUCCAGCCCUGACCUCAUCAACACCACUCUGGAGGCCGAGGCCAAGAAAGAGGGGGCCCGUGCCAGGCCCGAGUCGCCCCCAGCCGAGCAGCCCCGCAGCGAGACCCCCAGUGAGGACACGGCCUCUGUGCCCUUCUCCAGCAGCCCCGACUCACCCUCCUCCAAGCAGGGGGCCGUGGGGCCAGCGGACAAGAGCCACCGACUGUUGGCCCUAGCCCAGAGGCUGCAGCCAGGCGAGGAGCCCGACAAGGAGGCAGGCAUGGCGGGCAAGGUGGGCAAGGCCUGUGGGGUGCCGCAGCAGCAUCUGACACCUGCAGAGCUGCUGUACCGAGCGGCCGUGACCCGGAGCCAGAAACGAGGGGUCUCGUCCGAGGAGGAGGAGGGAGAAGUGGACAGCGAGGUGGAGCUGCCACUGAGGCAGAGGUGGCCCCAGGGGCUGAGCAAGCGCCAGUCGCUUUCCACCUUCAGCUCAGAGAACUUCUCGGAUGGGGACGGCGAGGAGGGGAACACGAGCGACGCGUCGCCCAGCGGCACGCCCGACGUGGCCAGCACCAACACAGGCGAGCGCUCGGACGACAUGCUCUCACAGAGCUCCGAGAUCCCGCUCGAUGCCCUGGCCCACUCCGACGGCCUGUCCGAGAAAGAGGCUGCUGUCCGGCAAGUCAAGAGCCAGCUCAGCGCUGAGCAGAAUGCCGCUGAGACCCCCUCCGUGUACGAGGACUCGGACUGUGACAGCACCGAACUGGACCACUCGGGCAGCGGAGACACGCACAGACUGCCGGCCGCCCCCAGCUCGUGAUGCCCUCCCCACCCCCACGAGGUUGUACAGACCCCCAGAUAUUUAUAUAAAUAAUCUAUAAAUCUCUAUAUAAAGCUAUAUAAUGUAUAAUCUACCCAGAGGCAGCGCUGGAGCCAGCCGGAGCGGCCCAUGCACUGAACUCACCUCGGUCCUGAUGGACAGACUGAGGGGGCCGGGUGCCUGGGGGUUAGCCUUGUACAGCUGGAGACCAAGAAAUGCCCCAGACUCCUGGCCAGAAGGGCCCUGUGGCACUGGCGCCAGCUCAGAGCAGGACCGGCCCAUGAUGGGCAGUGUCUGGGAACAGGCCCAGGAUGCACUGGGGCAGCGGCUGGGAUGCGGAGGAGCAUAAUCCCCUCUUCCAUCUGCAAAGCUGAACCCAAGAGAGGCGAGAUGUGGCGCUGUCCCGGCGCUUAGCCCGAGCGGACCCGUUGGCAGGCUGGGUCCAGCCGUGAGCUCGGCAGGAGCCGGAGAGGGCAGACAGGCAGGCAGCGUGGUGCCCUGGGGGCAGAGGUGUGCAGGUUGCUACCUCAUUGCAGAGAUCCUGUGGAAGCUCCUUCGAGACCAGUCAAAGCCCAGCAGAGCAACCAACCACCCCCAAAAUCUGUCCAGCGCAGCAACGCACCAGGCUGGGGCAGAACCU